This is a messenger RNA of Macrobrachium nipponense, 12010 nucleotides long. RefSeq names its product lateral signaling target protein 2 homolog. Gene Ontology annotation, cellular component: early endosome membrane. The coding region runs from base 126 to 3458 and encodes 1110 amino acids. Gene Ontology annotation, molecular function: metal ion binding. The transcript has 12 exons. The record is from RefSeq and is a predicted model, not a curated record. NCBI's taxonomy places the organism in Eukaryota, Metazoa, Arthropoda, Malacostraca, Decapoda, Palaemonidae.
CUGAACUGAGAGAUCGGAGGGUCAUCGUAGCCCUUGGAACUUGUCUGGUCGUUAUUACGCUGUGUUCUCUGUCGCCACACUUUUUUUUUUCGGCUCGGGAAUACCUCCAUGAAUGGGCCGCAGAGAUGAAUUCUCUCCGGAAGUGGUUCUACAGACCCCGGAAAGAUGAUCCAUCAUUGAUGGCCCAGUUUUACUAUGCUGAUGACGAGCUUAACAUGGUAGCAGCAGAGUUAGACAGCUUCGAUGGACGUAAAGACCCAGAAAGAUGCACAGCUCUAGUAAAUCAACUGAGGCAGUGUCAGGAUAGGGUUCUGAAUAUAUGUGUAAAGAUGAUGGAUGAGGAGAUUCCCCAUGAACGUGCCAGCAGAGAUUUUAGAGUGAAGUUCCCUGACGAUGUGAUGCAAGAAAACCUCGCAGGACAGCUUUGGUUUGGUGCGGAGUGUUUGGCCGCUGGUAGCAGUAUCAUGAACCGUGAGGCAGAAAGCUCCCGCAUGCGCCCCUUGGCCAAAGCUGUUACGAAAACCAUCGAGACUGUGCGGAAUUUACUUAGGGAACAGUGUCUCAAGCCUGUUCCGGAGUACACGGAAAAGAUCCGCGAGUCUCUGAAGAUUUUUGAUCGAUUAUUUGCGGAAUUUGAACUGAGUUACGUCAGUGCAAUGGUCCCUGUGAAAAGUGUGGAGGAGCAUGAUGUGCAGCAGAAUGUCGUGGUCCUGUUUUCCGAAACAGUGCAACGGGCUUUGAGACUUGGUUUGACCACUCAAGAUCAGAUUGACGACUAUGACCCUGCGCUGAUGUUCACAAUUCCUCGUUUGGCAAUUGUAGCUGGUUUGGUCAUGUUUCCUGAUGGUCCCUUGAACUUGGACAGAGAACCAAGGAAUCUCUCGGAGCUCUUUCGACCAUUCAGGACUCUUCUAAGUAAGAUAAGAGAACUUCUGUGGACUAUGAGUCCUAGUGAGUUGGCAGCACUGGAAAAAUCUCUCUGUUCUAUGGAAGAACCUGAUCAGUCUUCCUCACAAAUGGCAACAGAUGAAAGUUUACCAGAUAGUGCUUAUGGUCAUGCAGCUUUUACCACCGACUUUGUUAAGAAAUUUUAUGCUAGUUACCCUUCUUGCAAGUAUCUCACACCUGAGUUGAGUUCUUUGUACAUGCCGGGGAAAAAGACGGAACGUUUUGAAAGGAAGCGUGAGCGGACUUCAGGAAAAAGUAGUAGUUCCCGAUCUAGAGCCAAGCAGGAAAGGCAGAGUGAAAAGUACCUUGCCCGACUGAAUGCCACCACAGAGGAAAGACCAAGAGCGAAGCGUAGAUCCCGUCGCAGUCAUCAUCGACAUCAUCACAACCCUCCGCCACCUUCUUCACCCGGUAGUGACAGUGCCGGAGAAGAAUGCCGUCAACGUUUUCACGCUAGAACUUCCUCCUCGUCACAGCGUGAUUACCAACACGUUCCUCAGCCUUGCCCGCCAACGUACGACUACCACCCCAAUAGCCGUGUAGGACCUCAUGAGCUGUGUAACCCACACAAUCAUCGCCACUCCCGUCAGCCCCGUCAUUCUUGCCAUCAACCUGUGACUAGAAUUAAGACAAUAGCUUGUAGUUGUGGGGCAGUGGGUGAAUACGACAGAGAGUUUUCUGAUGAAUCUCAGGAUGUUUCCCAUCAAUCUCAUGUCCCUUUCCAAAAUUCUCAGGCUUCGUAUCGCGAUCAUUCUUCGCCAUGUCAAAUAGAAGUUGCUCAUCCACACUGUAACACUGCCUCAACUAAUUGUGAUAGUGCAUGUGAUACCACUUUUGUAAAUAUGCAAACGGACAGCAGAUGUGGAGGAGAAAGUUCAUCUCAUUUUAGUGGGCAUGGGAGUGAAUCGGUGGAACAAAGCACGUCAGCCUGUAACGAAAAAGAGACUUCUGAAACGUUGGGUAACGAGGCCGAGGACCUGGUGAACGCAACAGCAAGUGUUAACUUGAAGGAGAAUGUUCCCUCUGGAUCACAUGUGUGCCAAGCCUGUGGUACACAUGAGUCCUGCUUCUGUGAUAUUCAAACUAAUGUAGAGAAUCAUGGAGAAGGUGCUGCACUGGAGAGUGCAACAGCUGUAGAGCAACCUCAUUUGGAACCAAAGGAAAGUCAUUUGGAUACCAGUGAACAGUGUGCAAGUUUGGAGAGUGAUAACAUGUGUGCUCAAGAGAUGAAUAUCUGUGAUGUUCAUGACCAACCUAAUAACACAUCAAGUAGUGUGGUUGGGCCUGCUAGUCCCGAGAACAGAUGCUCAAGCAGCUCAACUUCACCGUAUAAUUCCGGUGCCGACGAUGACGAGGAGGUGGCUUUGGCAUUACAAGCUGCAGAGGUGGCAGCAACUUGGCGAGCUAGGGCAAGAUUUUCAGACUCUCAAGACCUGAUCCAUCGCCUCUUUGUUUGUAUAUCUGGUGUCGCUGAUCAGCUCCAAACCAACUAUGCCAGCGAUUUGCGCAAAAUCCUCAAGUGUGUGUUUUUGAUCAAUCAGAGCCCCCCGGAAGAGCCACCCAAGAGUGAAAUUAAUGAAGAGCCUGAGUGGUCUGCCACAUCACCUAUACAUUCCUACGGGGACAAUGACAACACUGACAAUUACAGUGGUGGGAAUGAUUCUGAGCGUCUGAGUGUCGAAAGUGCUGAAGAUGCUUUAGUGGUCAUAGGUAGUCCCGAACAUCGUCACAGUGGAGUAAGUGACCAUCAACAAAAUGAGAUCCAUCUGAAUGACUCCCUUCACUCCUCUCCUCACUCCUCUCCACCUUCUUCGCCCUCUGGUGAUCCUCCCGCUCUGUCUCCUUACUCUUCUCUCUCACUGAAUCCCUUAAACACUGCCUCGACAAACUCCUCCUCGGGGGUGGUUCUAACGCCUUCCGUCAUGCAUUCGUCUCAUACUUCGCCUACUGAGAUUCCUGUUCCUCCCCCAGCCAACACAAACUCACCAUCUCCGCCAGCUUGUCCUCCGUCCAUACAAGUCCCAGCAGCUAUCUUCAAUGACCAUGCACUGAUGCAAUUCACUGAAGUAACGCAAGCAUCAAUUCCUCCAAAUGUUGAUCUUUUGUCACCACCGCACAUUCAAUACUCGGAAUCCUUUGGUGUUAUCCCCGAACCAUAUCCAAGGUCAUCUCAAGAUCAGUUUAGUCCACGAGAUGGCGUAGAACUUUCUCCUUCCAGUAGUCCCUUGGAUCGUGGUAGUGAUUCAAGUAGACGCCGACCUAGAGUACAAGAACCACCUGCAUGGAUACCGGAUCAGGAUGCGCCAAGAUGCAUGUCCUGUGGAGCUUCUUUCACCAUGGUGCGCAGGCGUCACCACUGUCGCAACUGUGGCAAGGUAUUUUGUGCUCAUUGUAGCCAGCAUGCUGUUCCUUUGCCACAUUUUGGAAUUUGGAAGGCGGUUCGAGUAUGUAAUGUUUGCUUCCUGUACUAUGUAACCUUCACCACGGAGACCUCUACUCCUUCAUCUUGACCGCUUCAUUUACACCAGUUGACCAGUCCUGAAUCAGGAACAGGUUAGGAAAUCGAGUUCUGGCAAACAAAUGUCGAUGUAAAACACAAUGGUCAGUGACCUUGGAGAUGUAAAACACUUGAGUCAGUGACUUGGGAAAGAUGAUGUGUUUAUUCAGGUAUUUUAUGAAGCUACUGAAUGACCUUGUAGGUUUCUGUGCUUGGUCUCUUCCUAAAUUUGCCUACCAUGUUUUGUUGCUUAUGUAUGAAGCUUUCAUGCAUGGUGAACCAUAAUCUUAUGGCAGUGUCAUUAUGCUGUUUCCACAUUUUUGUCACACAGUAGUGAAAACUCAUGGAUAUGCCUUACUUGUUUUCCAAAUUUUGCCAGUGGUGUCUUGAAUACUUGUAUUAACAGAUGAUUUUUAUGCACAAUUUCCAAAAUUCUCUUCGUUGUAAAACCACUACAAUUUGGGUACUGUGUAUCCCUCUUAGUAUUUAGGCUUAUGAGUAAAGGAAAGUUGUAAGUUGUAGAACUUUACUAGUGAAUACUCGAUUAAUAUAAUUUGUCAUUUAGCGGCAAAAUAGUCUUAGUUUCUCAAUUCAUUUAAGAAAGCCAUAGCGUAGAAGUUUUGACUUAGAAAAGAAAUUCAAAAGUGUACUUCGUCAAAGAAAACAUUCUCUCAUUAUUAGGAUUUUAUUAUUUGUUAAUCAUAUUUUGUAUUUUGUCCCCAGUGAGGGGCUUUGUGCUAGUCAUACAUAGAAAAUGUGAAUAGCUGGAUAGAUAAGAGGUUCGGUUCUGACAUUGUACUGUAGUACUGUAUUUUUGUUUGUAUGAAAAUGUAGUGGGUUCUUCAAUGUAGAAUGUAAAGAAAGACUUGCAGAGAGUUGAGCUAGUCUUGACCAAACUAAAGUCUGUUAUGACCAGUAGUGCCUCAUCAAGUUUCCCUUUCCGUAAGAACAGUUAUAGUGACAUUGUCUCAUUGGUGCCUUCUUCCAAGGAAAUUUUUUGCAUAAUACAACUGAAUUAAGUUUUUAUGUAAAGAACACUAAAGUGAGGUAUAGAGCCUUUUAAGUUACAAGGAAGAUGACGUUCAAGUAGAUAUUGUUCACAAAUAGUGUUUGUGAAUGCACUUGCAAGAAAGCAGUUGCUGGGCACAACUGUUUUUUUCUGGAAAAUAGAAGUCAUUUGUUGCGAUUCUUCCUCAACUCCCUUUAUUAAUUCUUUUACAGGGCAUUUUAUAUUCUUUCUAACUACUGCUGUUCUGGUUACUAAGCAGUUUUUAUUCCUAUGUCACAUUUCAUUAUUAAUUACAUAUAUCUGGUAAUAAGUUUUUAUCUCUCUUUGUAUUCAUUAUUUUGUAUUCCUUUUUUGAAACUUACCUAUUAUAGAUAACCUAAUGAUCAUGAUGCUAAUUUGAUGGUUAGACUUAAAUGUUGAUUAUUUAGAAUAUGGGGAAAUGAAAUGUUGAUGUAUUUAAAUUUCCAAAGAUGUUAAUUCAAUUUGAGGGAUCAGCAUUGGAAGCUGCUGCAGUUUUUGCCAUUGGUCGGCACAGGUUGCUCGUUACGGUAGCGUGUUUAUGAUCAUUUUACCUCGACUGGUUAAGUUAAUCAUUUAUACUCUAUUUUUUUAACCUUAGACGUAGUAUAACUGCAUCAUCCAUCUCUUCAAAACCACUGUAGAUAUGAGAAAGCCCUUUGCUCUGGUUAAACGCACGAGUUCUUAUUCUGCAUCAAAAUUAAAGUAAUGAAAGAUGUUCUUGCUUUGGUCGAGACCCACAGUUUACAGCGUUGUAAAGCUUUUAUGGUUUGUGGAAGCCAGAGGUUGCAGGAAAGACAGUUUUUUGGCACAAUUCUAUUUUUCUUAGUUUCAGAACACUGUACUUGGGUAUCACCUAAAGUUACUUGUGAAAUAAAAAUGCUGUACAACUUGCAAGCAGAAGCUGCAGCAUAAUUUUAUUAUGUCAGUGUAUCAGUUUAGUUUGUAAGAUGAUCAUAAUCUCCCUUUUCAAAUGGGAAUGUUUUGGUGCGCUACCUCUGUCAUCUGCUAAUUUUAAGAUUUCCAAGUCUGGGUUAUUUGUAUCUGAAGUUUGUGAAGUUUUUUAAGUCUUAGAAACUCACUCACUCUCUAAUAAGGAAAAUUUUCAUAAUUUAAAAGAAUCACAAUCCAUUGGUAGUUUGUGAGUACAUACUGUUCAUUGAUGCCAUUAUACUGGUCAGAAGCAGUAGAAUAGAAUGAGUCACCUUGCUAGGUAUAGCUAGGAAAUUGAAUUUAAUGGUGGGCAAGACAUUUUGAGCAGGAACAACCUCAUCCGCCACAUAUCAUUAUGAAAACUUGAGGCCACAGCAGAUGGGAGGGAACAGUAGUGCUUUCCAUCCAAACUUUGGAAUUUCAUUUUGAUUAUAUAUUAUUUACCUUCUAAUAUCCUUUUGCGCUAUUUGUUUUUGCCUGAUGCUACCCCUGUUUUGGAAAUUGUGUUAAUUGCUUUUAAAUAAUUUUUUCUUUACUAAAAAUUCUAAAUGGAUUGACCUCACCUUACCUGGAGUCAUUGGUUUUUAAAUGUAAAAUAAAUUAUUCUUUUACUUUUUUGUGUUUGUGUGUAUGCAUUUAAUCUUCAUUACAUGCAUAUGCAUUUACUAUUUCCUUGAUUGCUUUCCGUCGUGGGUGAUACUUGAUGUACGCUGUCUCAAGUAAAGGUUUAUAAUUUUCUCACUUUCUUUUUCCCCCUAUGCUCUUAUGCUUCCUCCUGGAAUUUAAACACGUUGAGUAACGUAACUGCAUGCGCUGGUUUUCUUCUGAGUUCUGUUUCACUGACAAGUUAUUUUAUCCAUGCUAAGUUGAUUUAUUAGGCUUUUGGCUCAGAUGGUGUUUCCUUUAUGAAUCCUUUCUUUUAUGGAUCUGUUUAGGGUUAAGGAAGGUUAAGCCUAUGUUGACCUUGUGCAGAUGUAUAGGUUUGGACAGAUAAUAGUAAUUGAGUGAAAAUCUUUGACAUUCACCAGAGGUUGCCAUCUGCUGUCGGUAAUAAAUAGCCUCAGCCUAGGUUACAAUAGGGAAUAUCUUAAUUAUUAUUAUAAAUAAACAGUUUAACUACACUAAUGAGCUAACAUUCUUGGCUCAUAAAGGUUUUAUAUAGAAUUUGUUCUUAAUAAUUGUACAGGAUCUUAAUGUAUUGGGUUUGAACUAGGGCAAAGUGACAACAAAGGAUGGACAGUGGUUGCUUUGCCCAAGGAUGGAAGAUACGGUCACCCUAUCUUUGAAUAGAUUAGUUUAAGUAGACGGCUGAAUCACAUUUGUAAACUUGUAGGACCCUGUCAGUGUUUUUGUUCUUUAGAAAGUGAGUAUUAACGCAAGUUAAAUUCAAUUACAAAGCUAUAGGUUGGAAUGAGCCAAAGGGAACAGAUGAAGAUUGAAAGGCAAGAGGGCAUUGCAGUUUGGGUUGACAGGAUGUUGCAAAAAACCUUUAGUACCAGGUGCAGUGGGCCACAAACAAAUGGAAGUAGUCAUCUUUAUGAUGCAAGGGAGAGCUAAUCAAUCUCUGUGAGGGUCAAGAAUACUGUUUUGUGAAUUUAAAUUCUUCCCAUCAGAUUGAGCUUUUCACGUAGAUAUUUAAACUGGAAAGUUUGGGAUUUUAUUUUUCAAGUGCCUUUUGCAACUGCCAUAAGUAAGAAGCUCCAGGAUACUAUCCUUUUUGCGACCAAACAGCAUGGAAGGCAUAGUAGUAUAGCAUGCAACUUCCCACUUUUUAAUAGUUUUGAGUGUCGUGAUUAAUAAGAUGUCACAGAGAAUAAAUUAGCAUUGUGUUGGAAGUUGACGAUCACCCAUACCAGGCUAAUGUCUUGCCCAUGGGAAACUGCGAAUUUUGCUCAUUAAGAUAAAUCGGUCAACUUCUUGUUAUUGCUGUAGACCAAGUGUAAUGGUAACUUUUCUUCUUGUCUUUGACCAGGUGUUUUGGCAUUAAUUGAAGUUGUAGUGUUUAUACAUGAAGCAAAACAUGUUUGUGAAUUUAUUGUACAAUACAUUUCAGUAUCCAUAAAAUCAGCAACUGUCAGUUUAUUCACAUGUAUUUCUGCAGUUGAACGAAGUGCAAUAUAUUUUUGUUAGCUUAUUGAUUAAAGCUGCCUCCAUAAAGGAUUAUAAAUUUUAUGGAAUUAGAAUUGAGACAAAAUCGCUGCAUCUUUGUUUUGAAUCAAGAGAUCUUUGGUAACCAUCUAUAUUUCAUUUCAUGAUUACGUACUUAUGGUAAAAAAUGUUGAGUGGGUAAAAUUGAACAACUUUUGAUGUGCUUGUACAAAAGUACAAGCUGUUCAUUUUAACAUCUUAAUGUUUCAGUAUCUUGUAGGGUAGACAACCAUUUAUUUAUUGAAAAGACAACAUUCGCAGUUGCAUGUCAAAGGUGGACUGUUUCCUCGCAAACUAAAUUAAAUUUGUUUUAAGAGAAUUGCUAACUACCUUUGGCUGUGGUCACUUGUUUUAUGUUUUCAGCUUUCAUUCUCAUUCCAUAUAUGAUUUUAGUGUCAUCCAGCUAUACAGUUUUCUGCAUAAUAAUUGCCAUUGUCAAGAAAGAGGAAAUAUAACAGUUUUGUGAAAUGAAGAUCUUAGAAGAUUGCUAGCAUCCAGAUGGGAGAACAUUUUUAAUAUUGGAUAAAAUAGAUGAAGCAUGUGGUUAACGAGGUCUUUCUCUGAGGUUCAAUUGAUAUAGAUUAAGGUAAGUGCAUAGGGAUGCUGAUGGUGGUUUGCUCUCUCUAGAAGGACCUCGCUGUCUUUUGAUAUUCAAUAAUUUUUUUUAUGGGUGGCCUGCCUUGCUUGAUACUGAAGCACAAGUCUAAUUUUAAUUGCUUUCCAUUUUACAGUAAAGAAUUAUAUUUUACCAAUUUUUUAAAAGUAUAUAGGAUAGAGAUAUUUUGUUAAUCAUUUAAUUGGAAAUGUGAAUUUGGAAGGUUAGAAGUCCUAAGUCAGAAAAUAGGCAGAGAAUAUUCUGCCUCCUUAUCAGUGCUACAUGAGUUUGAGAGUUUUUCAAAUUACUCUGUUGUCAGUAUGUCUACUGAAUCCAUUUCUGGAAGUAAGAUAACUGGAGAACCAUUAUACCCAAGCACUAAAAUAUUCUACAUUAUAUUACUACUAUGUGUAGAUCAGGAAACUGAAAUGCACAAAUUUCUACAUUACAAUUAGAAAGUGAGUCAGAAACAAAAACUGAAUUUUGUUAUUAAACCAUUGAUAUUUAAUUCGUAAAACCACUUGCCGGCAAAUCAGGUCCACAUAUUUUUUUUUUUAUUACAUAUACCAACAAACUUUCUUUUCUAAUAAUUUUUUAAUUGAUUAUAUCAUGGAAAUUAAAUCUUCCCAGACAGACAGAGGCUUCGACCCUGUUUAUUUUGCGCACAAUACAUUUAGAUUUGCACGUGUUCAUUUCAGUGCAACUAAUAAGAGAACUGCAGAACAUGAAGUAAUGGUAGGGGAGAGUGGCCACCUCCCAGGAGCCUGUAGGCUUUUUUUUUUUAUCUUCACCAGACAAUGCUUCUAUGGUGGGGAAUUGAUGUUUGGUCACCUUUGUGUCUGAGCAAUAAUUUUUCACUUGAAUGUUUCUUCUUUAUUUUUAAGCCUUUUAAGUAAGGUCUGCAUCACAAGGUUACAUAAUGAUUGUUAAAUGGAAUUGUUAGAUUUGUGAAAGUUCUGCUUUUAUGUAAAAUUAAGAUUUUGGUUGUUUCCAAGUGUUCACUUUAGAGCUGAAGUACCCUCACUCUUAGAUUUUGCCAUGAAAGUUUGUCAUCUUUGUGAUUCGCAAGCAGGUCAGCUUGCUGUCACCUCUGUAAUGUGGAAAUCCAAAGGCCAACCUUUAGGAGGAACCUGUAUAUCCAAAAGGGCUGAAGUCAGUUUACUCUGAACACAUUCUGUCAAAAUAUUAGGAUCUCUCUAUUUUUUUCAGUAUGGGUGUUGAUUACUUAACAUGGAAAUUUGUUUCUGUAAGUGUCCAGAUUAGGUUGAAUUCUGACAAAACAGCAUUGCCAUUAUGAUGGGAAAUGACUACAAUGCCACCAGAUGUCUGCCCCCUUACGCCUUGUUUUUAAUGUGGUCUUCAUAUGUUUGCAAAUUUUUUUUUCUUCCAAUGCAAUCAUAUUUGGUGUUGAAACAGAUUUCGGUAUUCAGUCACUCGCAAGUUAUGUUUGUACAGCUAGUCUUGUAGAGCAACUGGCUUCCUGAAGAGCACAAGUGGAAGAUACAAAGCUGAUUGUGAGUUGUGUAUAAUUUGUUUUCUUAACAGCUUUGUAUGGGUGAUUUUUUUUCUAGGCUGUAUAACCUUUGUAAAUGCAUUUUCUUUUUAAGAGUUUUUUUUCCUAUAAAAAAAAUAUUUUUCACAUACUGCAGCGUAGUAUGCUUCCUUUGUGGUCAGUCUUUGCAUGUUUUUGAAUUGUAUCUUAUACAUUAUUUCUUACAUACACAUUAUAAAGUUUUGCCAUAAGUUUUUAUUAAUACUGUAAUAUAAAAUCAAAGAGAAUUGUUUCAUAUGUAAUAAUUAUUCUUGUGCGCACUUAAGUUUGCUUUGUAAAGAGAUUGGAUGCAGUCUUUUUGUAUUACCCUUACUUAGCAAUAAGUUUUAAAGCUGUGAUUUUUCAUAUGUUAAGUUUGUAUAGGUGUGUAUCUAUUUUUGAAGAUGUUCUUUCACUUUUUCAACAUUCCAGUCUUGCUUUUGCAAUGUUCAUGGGAUAUCAUUCAUUUCUUAGUUACGGUAUAAUUUAUGAUAAGUUUGAACCCUUGAACUGUAGGUCUUUGGUACAGGAUAUUCAUUAGCCUCUAGGUCGGUGAAGGGGAGAGCAAUGAGAUUCAUUUGUUAAUUUAGAGCUUAAUUUAAAAAAAAAUAGUAUUAUGAAUUUGAACAUCAGUGUGCUAUUGUUAUUGUAUUUUAAAGUAAAUUGGGGAAUAAUCAAAUUGAGAAAUUUGACUGGCAUGGCAAAGUAUUAAAGGGAAUGAAUGGAAGUCAUAAUAAAAGAGUCAGAAAGCAAUUCAUCCUUGAGAUGAGUAAGUGAAGCUCCAUUCGGCACUGCCAUCAAAAUUCAAACACCAGGCCUGGAAGAAGAAGGAAAUAUUAGAGUUUUUUCUCUUGUGUUAGCAGAAAUUAGUGAUCAGAAAAAUAAUUUGGGCAAGCAACUUAAAAAUGAUGGGUCGGGCCAGGUCAAGUUUGUUCACCUGAGGUUACCAGUUACCCAACUUGAAGUUGGGUAAAUAGGACCUUGAAGUGAUGGUUACCAGUCACUUCUAAAUUUAGUUUCAAGGCACAUACAUAGAUGCAAUUGCACCCUACUUCCCUACUGGAGGCUCAUGGGUCAGGUGAUCAUUUUGUUGUUUUUAUGACAAAAUUUAAGUUAACCAUGUUGAGAUUUGACAUUUUUCUUAUUUGAAAUUUAUUAUUUCGUUCUUUUCAAUUUUUUUUUUCGCAUACAGUGUUGUAGAUCUUGUUUUGGAAUAGAGACAGUCUAAAGUUCUAAACUAUAUGUUCAUUGGUUAUUCUCUCUUUUCUACUCCUAUUGGCUAGAUGGUUAUGUAUUUUAGCCAAUUGGAAUGUAUUACAGCUUGUAUUUUGUUUCUGUUGAUAUAUUUUUGAGAUUUAAUGCAAAUUACUGUAUAUGAUAUUCAUUGUGUUAUGAGUUCUCCCAUUGUCUCUUGGCUUUGUAGAGUAAUAUGAAAAUUUCAGAAGGUAAGCUUGAGUUCCUUGUAUGCAUCUGUUGUUGCUCACGUUUUGGUGGGUGGAUGUGACUGUUACAACUCUGAAGUACAUUUUUAUCAUUAAUUUAGGGAACGCCACAUGCAUAUUGCUGUAUCAUCCUAAAUUAGCCACCUUAUAUUCAAACAGGUCUUAUUUUAGAAUAAUCUUUUAUUAUUCAGCUCAGUGAGGAAAUGCAGUUCACUUUUUUACCACUUGCGUGUUAACAACUAAAAUAUUUGUCUCAAAAUAUUGCAUAAACAAAUCUGGUUUUGUUGAAAUGGAAGUAGACAUUAGCAAUAUUUUCUUUUUUAAUUAUUUGGAGGAGACAUGAUGUAACGCUUACAUCAUUCUGUAAUUUUUAUUAUCUACUUGGAAUUACUACUUAGUUCCCUGUGUCCAUCCACCAUGAAAUACUGAAAUUUUCAGUUUUAUAUUACAUAAUAAUGGCAAAGCUAUUAUCUAAUCAAAGUUAUUGGGAUGGGUGCACUUACCGAGUUAACACGAGAUAAAAAUAUAGAGUUGUAGCAUAUUAAGGGACGAGAAAGUUCAAGGUUAAAGUUGUCUUCCUUUGUUUGAUAUUUUAUACACGUAUAUAUCUAUAUAUAUAUAUCUAUGGUAUCUUUUCAGUUACCUGUAGGUAUGCUGUGCGCAUUUUGAAAAAUUGAGCAUCAUGCGGUUCACAUGGAAUUUAGCUUCGAUUAUUUUUAAAGGAGUUUUGAAGUUUCUAAAGAUAAAAUUUUUUUUUUCCUGUAUUUUGUUACUUUACUGUUCAUCAAUAUAUGAAAUGUUAUAUAUAGUAAAUAUAUAAUUUAUGCUGGAGUGCCCCAGAAAUCUAUGCAAAAAUAUAUAAAAUACUUAUAAUAAAAUUGUAUGAAAC